This is a messenger RNA of Pseudo-nitzschia multistriata, 4195 nucleotides long. NCBI's taxonomy places the organism in Eukaryota, Bacillariophyta, Bacillariophyceae, Bacillariales, Bacillariaceae. The record is from the annotation of a GenBank genome assembly.
AAACGACGGCAUCUCCACCGCAACAACAACAACAGUAGGAGCGAACGAGAGACAGAUAGAAAGAAACAAGCCGAGCUUGCUUCACUUCUGACACCGCAGUUAUUCGGAAGCGGUGUGGGGAGCAUAGAUUCUGUUUGACACAAAAAAGUAGUGUUCCCAGGGUCUUUUUGGAAAUCAAGAUCCGUAUCGGAACAAUACUGCUGCAUUUUUGUGUCGGUGUUGCUGUGUUCGAUCUCAUUCCGUGGCAAACAAGUAACCGCGGAGUCAUUUCAAUAGGAGCAGGAGCAAAAAGAUCCAUUGGUUACCUAGACUCGGGUUUGAUUCGGUUCGGUUCGGUUGGGUUCGAUCUGAUUUGAUUUGAUUAGAUUAGAUUUUACCUGCCUCUUGUCCACAAGAAUCUAUCGGUAUCGAUAGUUGUAUCCACUGCAUCCAUAAACAAAAACGGAUCGUCGGAUCGUGCUCGGUCCCAAACACGAUAGGACACGAUGAAUAUAUUCAGCGCCAAAAAGAAAAAGCGCAGCAGCGGCAUGGCAGCGACGGACGAGGACGGGGACGACGACUACGAUCGCCACAAGCAGCAACAACACGAUACCUCCGCGAUGGACAUUCUGGUCGACAGCGGCAGCGACGAGGACGAGAUCUUCGACGACGGUGACGACGACGACGACGACGACGAGGUCUCCGGCCGCCGGGGGGGAUCCUCCCGCAACGGGGGCUACGGCGUGGUCCCGCCGUCGCAGCAAAGCGCCAAGCGGGGCCUGCCGAACGUCAUCCAUUCCGUGGACGACGACGACGAGGACUUUGACGGGGAGUACACGGACGCCUCGGCGCACGACGACGCCUCGGAGGAUCCCUCGGACGACGAGGACGAGGACCAGAGCCGCCGCUCGCGCCACACGGACGAGGAUUCGGACGACUCGGACGAGGAUCGCAACGAGAAGCACGGGAGCGACAGCGGAGAGGACUACACGGACGACGAGGACGAGGGCGAGGACGGCUACAAGCCCGGUGGGUACCACCGCGUGAAGAUCGGCGAGGUCUACAACCAAAGGUACGCAAACGCAAACGCAAACGCAAACGCAACGCAACGCUAUUCCACGCAGCCGAGAAGAAGAGAACGGGAGCCCAGAAAGGGGUUGUGUUUCGAGAACGAUCGGCCCCGACCGAAGAAAGCAUCGGCUCGCUUUUCUAUUCCCAGAGAAGUAGAUCCUUGCGUCUUUUCGCCGACACUCUUUUUCAUGCCGUUGAUUUCUAUGCUCAUUCCAUCAUUGCUCCAUCGUUUUAUUUUCUUUUGCCGGUCUUUCGUUUCCUUUUUAUGCGAAACAACCAUUUUGUAGAUACGUCGUCAUUAAGAAACUGGGAUGGGGCCACUUCUCUACUGUGUGGAUGGUAAAAGACCGAAAGGCGGUUCAGAACAACGAAGGAGAACAGUUUUUGGCGCUGAAGGUUCAGAAGUCCGCGGACCACUACACGGACGCAGCGAUGGACGAGGUGGAGCUGCUCGACUGCAUCCACAAGGAACGCAAGAAACAGCGUUCCCUCCCCCAGAACAAGAAAGACGCCGAUGGCGUGACCGCCGGAGAAAUGUCCGAGUUUUCGAAGUACUCCGCCACGCUGCACGAUUCCUUCUUCCACACCGGUCCCAACGGGCGGCACAUGUGCAUGGUCUUCUCGAUGCUGGGCGUCAACCUUCUCUCCGUCAUCAAAGCCUUCAACUACCGCGGGAUCCCGAUACCCGUGGUCCAGAACAUGAUACGGGGGAUCUGCAAGGGUCUGGACUUUCUUCACAGAAAGUGCCACAUCAUCCACACGGAUCUCAAACCGGAAAACGUUUUGCUGUCGUCGCACGAACAACUGGGCGGUGGCCCGAACGACACCGACAGCCUUGUCGGCUCGAUGGCCAACAUGAGCAUCGACACGAACCGAGAACUGGCGAAAUCCAUCAAGCUCCUGGAGGACGAGCUACAGAACCCGAAGCUCAGCCCAGCGGACCGAAAACGACUCAAGAAGAAGCUGAAGAAGAAACGACAAAAGGCCCGGAAGAAAUUCUUUGGUUCCGGAGGCGACAGCGGAGAUGAGGACGAGGACGACACCGAUUACAAUGCCGACGACGACGAUGACGACGACGGCGAGGACGAGUCCCCCAACCUGUCGGACUGGGAGCUGGCCCGGAUGCUCAACAGCGCGUCCAGCAUGAUUUCCCCCAGGUCCGCCGACGAAGGGGUGAUCCCGGCCACCGCCUCGGUCAAGCGGAGGCUGAACCACGGCCCCUUUAUCACCUCGAACUUUGGCCACCGCAAGGAACAGGCCGAUGCGAUGCUCCUGGGCCUGCUGCAGACCCUGAUCGACGUCCGGCGGCCCUCUGCCGAGGAGCUCGCCCGCUACCUUUCCCCGCCGAAGAACGACGAGGACACCGGCGAGAACGGGGUGGCGGAGAUUGCCUUUAUGCUCCGGGCCUUUACACCGGAGCAGGAACUGGCGGACGGGGUCUCCACGGCGCUCGGUGGAAUACCGUGGGAGCUGUCCGAAGACAAGGCGAGGCGAAAAUGGUAGGUUUGAAACCCGUUUGGUUGGAUGCGGAUUGGUUGUGUUGUCUCGUGCGGUAUUGUGUUGUAUGCGGAUUCUCACGCAUUGCUUUUAACGAUGGCCUCGACCCUUUUCGUUUUGUCACUUUCGCCCUUUAGGAGAUGUAAGAUCACCGCUCCCACCGUCGGGAGGUACAACUCGGCGGCGGGCUGCCCGUCCACCGCUUUUGAACUGACGCAGAAAUGCAGGAACAAACUCGAUGCCGGCGCAAAACAGAUAUUCUCGGAUCUCGCCCUGCUAGUGGGGGCGAACCUGGGCGGAGACGGGGAGAAAGAGGAAGUAUUAAAUAACAAGAACGCCAAGAGAGCGCUCCCGUACUCGUUGUUCAAGCUAAGAUUCCCCGUUUCGUCGACGUACGUUGUUCUGAGUUUCCUGGAGAGCCGGUUGCACGGAGUCGUCUUUUUUGCGUACCGCCGAGACGAGGGCAACCCACCCCUGGACAGCAUUCUGUUUGGACCGAAGGGCAAUCUCGUUUGCGACCACCCUCUAGCGAUGAGAACCAAAAGCAGCAGCGGGGACAAUUCCUCCUCGUCGCCGACCAACUCCACGUGCAUGUUUGGCUUCGACCUGCGCCAGGUAAAAGACUUCCAGGCCCUGCCGUCUCUCAAGGAGGACGGCUCGGCAUCCCUGGAUCUCGACAGCCCGUCUCUCGACCGCGUUCUGGGCUGGUGGAUCGCCCGGAAUUCCAUCAAGGACCGGAUGAAGUCCUUCCUCGGCUUCGACCCGACCUCGACGCUCGUUUCCGCGCUGGGACACAGGGACCCAGCCAACGGCUCGGACGAUCGCUUCCAGGAAGGAGGAAAGAAACCCGGUGGCAGCACGACGAACAACAGCGGCAACGGCAGGAACAACGCUUCCGCGAUUGCCGCCGCGGCGCCAAAGUCAUCGCCCCCCGAUUUGUCGGAUCCGGCCUAUUUGCUCACAACCAAAUCGGUGAUUGUGGAUCUUGGAAACGCAUGCUGGACCCACCGGCACUUUAGCGAAGAUAUCCAAACCAGACAAUACCGGGCGCCCGAGGUCUUGAUUGGCAGCAAGUAAGUAAAGUGCUAUCGGUGCGCGGAAUGGUUCGAUGUGUCGAUUUGUGGCUUGCUUCCGUGGUUGUCUCUAAUAAUCACGACUAUGGUGGCCUAACUCCAUUCCAUUCUUUUUCUUCCUACUGCGUUUCGUUGCAGGUACAAUACGUCGGCCGACAUGUGGUCGCUGGGCUGCAUGACUUUUGAACUGCUGACGGGUGAUCUUUUGUUCGAUCCCAGGGCAGGAGACGAUUACGACCGCGACGAAGACCACCUGGCGAUGUUUCAGGAGUUGCUCGGGCGGAUGCCCAAGAGAUUGGCGCUGGAGGGCAAGUACGCGAAACAGUUUUUCGACAAGAAAGGAUCGCUCAAGCACAUCAAGAGCCUCAAGUUCUGGCCCAUCCAGGAUGUAUUGAUCGAGAAGUACCACUUUUCGAAGGAGGACGCCAACGCGGUGGCCGAUUUCAUGCGGCCGCUGCUCGACUUUGACCCCAAAACGAGGGCUUCUGCCCUCGAUGCCCUGCGGCACAAAUGGUUGAGGUGAUGAUUACGAUUAUUACGACCAAUCCUUAUUUUAAUUAAGCUUAGCUUUGCAU